CUGCGCGGGGCCUGGGCCCCAGGGGUCGGCGCGUAUCCGACGCGGGGACCGGGAUCCCAGGGGCCCAAAGAGCUCCCAGCACGGACCAGGGCUCCCAGGGGGCCGGCCCUCCCAGCGUCGAGUCGGGGCUCCCCCAGUGCCGGGAAGGAGAUCCCAGGGGCCUAGGACGCAUCCAGUGUGGGAUGGGGGUUCCCCGGGCCCCUUGGAGCCCCCAGUGCAGAGACCGGCUCCUAGGGGUCCUGAGCUCUCUGAGUUGGGGAUGGGGCCCUAGGGAGGGCAGAUGGUGCACCCUUCUCCCAGGCUCUGAUAAAUGUCUCUUUGUCUUCCUAGUGCCACCCUACACCAUUGUCUACUUCCCGGUUCGAGGGCGCUGCCAGGCCAUGCGCAUGCUGCUGAGUGACCAGGGCCAGAGCUGGAAGGAGGAGGUGGUAACCAUGGAGAACUGGCUGCAGGGCCCGCUUAAGGCCUCCUGUCUGUACGGGCAGCUCCCCAAGUUCCUGGACGGAGACCUCACCCUGUACCAGUCCAAUGCCAUCCUGCGGCACCUGGGCCGCUCCCUGGGACUCUAUGGGAAAAACCCAAAGGAGGCAGCCCUGGUGGACGUGGUGAACGACGGCGUGGAGGACCUGCGCUGUAAAUACGUCACCCUCAUCUAUACCAACUACGAGGCAGGCAAGGAUGACUAUGUGAAGGCCCUGCCCGGGCACCUGAAGCCCUUUGAGACUCUGCUGUCCCAGAACAAUGGGGGCCAAGCCUUCAUCGUGGGAGACCAGAUAUCCUUUGCUGACUACAACCUGUUGGACCUGCUACUGAACCACCAAGUGCUGGCCCCCGGCUGCCUGGACGCCUUUCCCCUGCUCUCGGCCUAUGUGGCUCGACUCUGUGCGAGACCCAAGCUCAAGGCCUUCCUGGCCUCCCCAGAGCACGUGAACCUCCCCAUCAACGGCAAUGGGAAACAGUGAGGGCUCUGGGGCCCUGGUUGGAGGGGUGCCUGCCUCCCUUUCCCAGGACCAAUAAAAUUUGUAAGAGAA
This is a messenger RNA of Loxodonta africana (African savanna elephant), 1031 nucleotides long. It is a transcript of the gene GSTP1, whose product is annotated as glutathione S-transferase pi 1. The record is from RefSeq and is a predicted model, not a curated record. Lineage: Eukaryota; Metazoa; Chordata; Mammalia; Proboscidea; Elephantidae. The transcript has 6 exons. Gene Ontology annotation, biological process: glutathione metabolic process. Bases 183 to 962 code for a protein of 259 amino acids. Gene Ontology annotation, molecular function: glutathione transferase activity. Gene Ontology annotation, cellular component: cytosol.